Messenger RNA from Plutella xylostella (diamondback moth), 979 nucleotides. RefSeq lists its product as uncharacterized. NCBI's taxonomy places the organism in Eukaryota, Metazoa, Arthropoda, Insecta, Lepidoptera, Plutellidae. The record is from RefSeq and is a predicted model, not a curated record.
GUCAACUUGACAGUUUUGUAAAUUCAUUUCAUUUUAGUUUUUGUUUUAUUUUUACUAAUCUAUCUAUCUAAAUAAAUUGUUUCUAAACAAAACGGGAUACCACUAGAAAGAUCUCUAGUAGAGGUUAAUAGGUACCAUGUCUUUUACUCGACGGUUUUGUUGUGACGACGAAACAGGCGAAACAGUGACUUACGCUAUCAAUAACGAAACGGGAGAACCCUUGAUUAACAAAAUUCCAGAGCUUGUCUACAUGCCACCAGCUUCAGAAUCAGAGCCAGAACCCAGGAACAUUCGCGUAAAUUUCCGGAGAGGUUACAGCACAAAUACGAAAAAGUUUCGUAAUUUACAAGCAAAUAUCUUGGCCGGAUCAAACACUAUAAGUUACAGGUUACUACUGAUACCAACCAUGUUGUUUUUCCCUGCAUUAUUGUGUGCUAUGUUGAUGAUACUGGAGAUAUACCUCCAUGUGAGGUGUCAUAAGAAGAAUAAGUGUUUAAAGGAAGGGAAUAUGUACUACCGCAGUCCAUUCCAUGCAGUGACCAGCACAUUCUGUGGUGCGUGCCGGGAGUCGGAGAGCGCCUGCAAAGUGGGCCAGAUGCAAGACAAGCGUCGCCACAGAUAUGACUAUUUUAGGGGUUUGGCCAUGUGAAGAGUUGGUCUAUAGUUAAUUGUAGGUGUAAGUGUUUUUUUGGGGUUGGAAUAAAAAUAUACUUCUUUCUAUAUAAUAAGUCUGAAAAACCUAUUAGACUAAACUUUGGGCUGGUUUGCAAAGUAUGUAAUGUAUUUUUAAGCUUUAUCUUUAUUCUCAUUAAUUUGAAUCUCAUUUUAAAGGUCACAAAUCACAUUUUAUCCUGUUUUAUUGAAUAAACUUUUAAAGGUUGUCUCACUCUCUAAGUUCUCAGUAAAUAUUGUUUUUAAUUUGAGAAAUAGAUUUUUAUAUCAAAAUAUAAGUGUAUUCACUGUCAAAAGUUUAAUGUAA